This is a messenger RNA of Arabis nemorensis, 720 nucleotides long. Lineage: Eukaryota; Viridiplantae; Streptophyta; Magnoliopsida; Brassicales; Brassicaceae. The record is from the annotation of a GenBank genome assembly.
AUGACGACGGAGGCGUCGACGCAAUCAUACAGCGAGCAAUGGUACUGGGACGAUCGCUACGCGAACGAAUCUGAACCGUUCGAUUGGUACCAAAAGUAUUCUUCAUUAGCUCCUCUCAUCAAUCUCUAUGUCCCUCUCCGUAAUCACCCUGUCCUCGUCAUUGGCUGCGGAAACUCAGCGUUCAGUGAAGGAAUGGUGGAUGAUGGGUACGAAGAUGUAGUCAAUAUCGAUAUUUCCUCUGUUGUGAUCGAUACAAUGCUCAAGAAAUAUUCGGACCGUCCUCAGCUCAAAUAUUUGGAGAUGGAUGUGCGUGAUAUGAAGGCAUUUGAAGCUGAUUCUUUUGAUGCUGUAAUUGAUAAAGGAACCUUGGACUCCAUUUUGUGUGGGAGCAAUUCGAGGCAAUACUCAUUGCAAAUGCUUGAGGAGGUUUGGAGGGUCCUCAAGGAUAAAGGAGUCUAUAUUCUGAUUACAUAUGGAGCUCCAAAUUACCGCAUUCGGCUGCUUAAAGAAUCAUGCUCGUGGACAACGAAACUCCAUGUGAUAGACAAAAGUUUAACCGAACAACCAUUGGAAACCCCAAAAUGGGAACUGACAAAGCCUAUUCCUCUAGAUGUUGACGGAAGUUCAGUGGAAUCUGCAAUUGGCAAGAGCCCUGAUGUCCAUUACAUCUACGUCUGUACUAAGGAUGAGUCGUUGAAGACGAAUGCAGACACAGUCUGA